Prorocentrum cordatum is the source of this 513-nucleotide messenger RNA. The record is from the annotation of a GenBank genome assembly. Lineage: Eukaryota; Dinophyceae; Prorocentrales; Prorocentraceae.
AUGUUUGUUAACGAAUCUUCGGUGCACCACCUGUCACCGCCCGGGCAUGCCGCCGCGCCGGUGGUGUACGUCUCCACCUCUGCGGCGGCGCACGGGGCCCUCGCGGGCCUGGACCCCGAGCGCCUGGCCUCCGUGUCGCUGGUGGCAGGCAACCGGCCGCACCACGACCUCCUGGUGCACCCCGUCCGGCGCCCCCUCUCACUGCAACAGCUCGUGGGCGGGUCGACGACAGGUGCUGGGCGAAGAUUCGCGGCCUCCGUGCAGCAGGAAAGGCUACAACGCCGGCGCAGCUGGCGCGCUUUGCCGCCGUCCGCAAGGUUGCGAACGGCGCCCCCUGAGGCAACCCAUCAGGCCUGCGCCCCCAAUGCGAAGGGCGCGCCAUCCUCAGCUGGUCAAGCCAUGGGUGGAAACGCGGCUGCGAGCUCCCCCUCUGGGUGCUGGCCGCGGCGCGGCCGUUUCACCGUGGCCCCAGGCAGCUUCGGCACAGGGGAGGCGGAAGGGAAAGGGAAGUAG